AUGGAAAAUUAUCUCAUGCUGGAGAUCGUUGGCUAUGGAACGUUUGGUGUGGUAUACAGAGCUCGUAGACUGGAUACUCAGGAGCCGGUUGCCAUCAAAAGGAUAAGAUUUAACCCGGCUUCAGGCACCAGAGGUCUCUCCAAGUGUGUGACACGGGAGGUCACGGCUUUGCGACAAUUGCCUCGCCACCAGAACAUCGUGAAAAUGCUGGAGUUCGUGGAAGAUCGAGAAAGACACGAAGUUUUCUUCGUGUUCGAGUACUUGGACAUGGAUCUUCGAAAGUACUUAGACUUGGCAGCAUUCAUCGCCACGAACAGGCAACACAUAAAAUAUCUGAUCCACCAGAUCAUCAGUGGUCUCGACCACUGUCACAAGCAUAACCUCAUACACCGAGACCUGAAACCACAGAACGUUUUGCUCGAUCGACGCACCAACUCCUUAAAGAUUGCAGACUUCGGUCUCUCCCGGAACAUGGUGUCCGAGCCUACGGAGGCUUCACCUCUCACUCCUGACAUCGCCACCAUCUGGUACAGAGCACCGGAAGUUUUUUUGGGCUCACAGGUUUACACUUCUGCCGUGGACAUGUGGGCAGCUGGAUGCAUCCUCGCAGAGAUGACCAACAAGCAUCCCCUCUUUGACGGAAGGACUGAGAUCGACCAGCUGUCCAAGAUCUUCCAGAUAAGGGGCACUCCUAGUGAAGAAACAUGGCCCGGAGUCUCUUCACUCCAAGAGUUUGUACCGUUGUUCCCCAACUGGCAUCCCAUGGACAUGUCGGAUGUGGUCCCGGAUCUUGACGCCAGCGGCAAAAACCUGCUGGAUCGACUGCUCAUUCUGAACCCAAACAACCGCAUUUCAGCUGAAGAAGCGUUGCAGCAUGAGUACUUUCAUGGUAUCAGCUCGUGCCCUUUAUAA
Messenger RNA from Marchantia polymorpha subsp. ruderalis, 912 nucleotides. The record is from the annotation of a GenBank genome assembly. NCBI's taxonomy places the organism in Eukaryota, Viridiplantae, Streptophyta, Marchantiopsida, Marchantiales, Marchantiaceae.